This is a messenger RNA of Aspergillus chevalieri, 8190 nucleotides long. RefSeq names its product nonribosomal peptide synthetase fmqA (gene nrps12). Gene Ontology annotation, molecular function: phosphopantetheine binding; catalytic activity. The record is from RefSeq and is a predicted model, not a curated record. NCBI's taxonomy places the organism in Eukaryota, Fungi, Ascomycota, Eurotiomycetes, Eurotiales, Aspergillaceae. Gene Ontology annotation, biological process: amino acid activation for nonribosomal peptide biosynthetic process; secondary metabolite biosynthetic process. The transcript is spliced from 3 exons. Gene Ontology annotation, cellular component: cytoplasm. Bases 1 to 8190 code for a protein of 2729 amino acids.
AUGGAGCGGUGGCGACUGAGAGACGAACCGCAUUUGUCCCUGCAGGAGGCUGUCGAGUGUGUCGACCUGAAAACGUGGUGCAAUACAGGACCCGAUACCACAACAACGCCUGCAACCUGCCUGUCGAUCCAAUGGGGAAAUCAGAAUGAAAACUCUGAGCAGGAGAUCCCCUACCUCGAUGAGCACAGUACGCAGAGUGUCUCGUCCUGUAACCUGGCGCUCGCUCUCGACUGCAGCCAAAUGAGCUCUCUUCGAUGCUCUUUGCAAUUUUCGACCUCCAUUAUCAGUGAGCCGUAUGCCUCGGUCGUACUGAAUGUCUUCUCCCACAUUCUACAAGAUAUAAUCGCCAGGCCUGAAACGACAGUGAGCCAGAUUGAUUUUUUGUGCGACUCAGAUGCAAAGAUCAUUGCGGGGUGGAAUAAGUGCAGUCAAAUCGACUGCCCGGAGCGCUGCAUAGAUGCAACAAUUCGAGAUCAAUGCGCGAUACGCCCUGCCGCGGAAGCAGUGUGCGCACACGACGGCAAGUUGACAUACUCGGAGUUGGACGAUCGCUCAGAAAGACUAGGACACCAUCUGCGUUCUUUGGGCAUCGGACCCGAGGUCGUGAUUCCGAUCUAUCUCGAGAAGUCCAUGUGGACGAUAGUCUCCAUCUUGGGCGUCCUCAAAGCCGGUGCUGCCUUCCUCCUUUUGGAUCCUUCCCACCCUACCACGCGCAUGGCUGCCAUCUGUACAGAGGUCAAAGCACCCUACGUUAUCACCUCCACGGCACUGGAGCCCAUGUGCCGCCGGCUAGCCAAGAAGACGGUUGUGACGGAUGCCGUAAUUGGAGAUUUAGGUGUGCCGCUCCAGGCAAGGCUCCCACCCCUGUCGAAGCCCGAGAACGCGGCCUACGUGGCAUAUACCUCGGGAUCGACGGGAAGACCCAAGGGUAUAAUUAUUGAACAUCGUUCAUUUUGCGCCAACGUGAUAGCGGGCAGCCAGAUCCAAAAUUUGGACCAAACAUCCCGAGUCCUGCAAUUCGCUUCAUACGGGUUCGACAUCAGCGUGCAGGAGAUGUUAGCUACCCUUAUGGUGGGCGGCUGUGUCUGUGUGCCCUCUGAAACUCAGCGACUCAAUGACCUGACGAGCUCGAUUACAGAAUUCAAAGCAAAUUGGAUCGAAUUGACCCCCUCGGUAGUGAGGCAGCUGUCUCCUCAAGCCGUGCCCGGUCUCAAAACCCUAAUUCUAGGGGGUGAGUGCAUGCUGGCCCGCGACUUCGCAACUUGGGCGGACAACGUACAUCUGAUGGUCGCCUACGGCCCAGCUGAAUGCAGUGUGGUUACCACCGUCCAACGCAACGUCCACGGCGGAGACUUGUACAACAUCGGUCGGCCCUUCAGCGCCCAAUGCUGGGUUGUAGAACCAAGAAAUACCGCCCAGUUGCAACCUAUUGGCGCCGUUGGCGAACUGGUCAUCAGCGGACCCAUUGUCGGUCGAGGUUAUCUGAACCAGCCUAGCCAAGAUGCCUUCAUGGACAGACCACCAUGGGCGUCCACCUUUUCCAUCCCUGACGGCACGCGGUUCUACAGGACUGGCGACCUAGCAUGGUACAAUAUCGAGGAUGGCAGCCUGCGGUAUGUCGGGCGCAAGGACAGGCAGGUCAAGCUAAAUGGCCAGCGUGUUGAACUUCAGGAAGUCGAAAAUGAGGCCCGAAACUUUAGCAAGGAUAAGGCUGUCGUGGUUGACGUGGUUGAUAUCGGUAGCACUGAGGACGCCAAAGCCCUUGCCCUAUUCGUUGAGGGCCUUGAGAGCGGCCCAAUCGAAGAGAUGGUAGAAUCCAGGACUGUCACUCAGACCGAGCAACACGUUCAUAGGUUCUUGGCGGAGAUACGAGUCUGGCUCAGUACAAGACUGCCGCAGUACAUGGUCCCUACUCUUUAUAUCCCUCUGAAUCGCUUUCCCUUGACACCCACAGGAAAGCUUGACCGCCGGGCAUUGAAGGAUCAGGCAGCCCAAUCUGUGGCGUUGGGAUACGGUAAUCAUGUCUCCGAAGCUUCCCCUGGCGAGGAAGCAAUUGAGGGUCAUACUGAAGUCGUGUUAAUGCUGCGCCGCCUCUUUGCCGAAGUCAUCGGGUUGCCAGAGGACCGGGUAGGCGCACACGACGAAUUCUUUUUGCUCGGGGGCAAUUCUGUCACAGCCAUCCACAUGGUAGGGAAGGCCCGUGAGGUAGGGCUUUCUGUGAUGGUUGCAGACAUUCUCACUCUACAGUCCCCUUUCAAUCUAGCAAAGGUUGUAAGCAAAGCUGAGGAAUCGCAGUUCAUCGAGCCAUUGGGGCUUUUAGAAGACCCGCAAGUCUGCCUGGAACUCGCAGCAACAGAAUGUCAAUUGGCUCAAGGGGACAUUGAAGAUAUCUAUCCUUGUACCCCGCUGCAGGAAGAACUGAUGGCCAUUUCGAGCAUCAAACCCGGCUCCUUUAUCGGAACAUUUGUCUUCUACCUGCCGGUCUCGCUUGAUAGGCUGAGGUUUAAAUGGGCCUGGGACCACAUCGUCAAGAACACCCCGAUCUUACGAACGCGCAUCGUUCAGGGUGGUGGCAGUCGUCUACUUCAAGUUGUCGGGAAGGAGCAGGAGGAAUUAAUAGUAUGCGAUUCAUUCGACGAAUGCUACCGUGCGUUGGGCCAGUACGAAAUGACUUUUGGAUCUUCUUUGGCACGGUCUGCCCUGAUCAACCCUGAAGGCAAGGCCCCUGCAUUUGUAUUAAUGAUACAUCAUGCGGCCUUUGAUGGGUGGUCCUAUGUCCAGCUGUUGCAGGACCUUGGGGAGGCAUACAAGGGUCGUCCAAUCUCCCAGCGACCAACUUUCAAUCAUUUCAUUGGUCACAUAUUGAAUCAAAACGCUUCGUCGGCGGAGGAUUUCUGGAGAAAGGAAUUUACCGAUUGCGAGGCCUCCAGCUUCCCAACUCGCCCUAAUGGAUGGAUAGCUCCUCAAGAUCCUUCAUGGACAAAACGUCGCAUCCCGGUGGAGAAGCUGAGCGGAAAUGGGCUGAUAAAUAACCAGAUUCAACUAGCCUGGGCCAUGAUAAUCUCCAGUCACACCAAUUCGAAAGACGUGGUCCUUGGCACCACCGUCUCUGGGCGCAAUGCUCCCGUCGCGGGCAUUGAUCGGAUGUUGGGCCCUACCAUCGCCACAUUCCCCCUGCGCAUCCGGCUCAAACCAGGGACAACUGUGCAGGAGGCACUCAAAGAGAUCCAAGACCACAACACCGCCCUGAUUCCGUUCGAGCACACCGGGAUGCAGCGUAUUCGCGGAAGCAGCCCGGGGGCAGCGGCUGCUUGUGACUUUCAGACCCUGCUCACCAUUCAUCCGUACCGGAUACAGAGCCCGGCAACCAUCUUGCGAGAUUCACCUGGCAAUCGAGGCGAGCAACAGAAAUUUACUUCGCAUAUACUCACUGUGAUAGUAAGCCCUGACUCGGACGCUUUGAAGGUGGAGGCCGUAUUCGAUGCGUCCGUCCUCUCGCCCCCCUGGGUCGACAGGCUGCUGCGAGGGUUUGAAGCCGUUUUGGUCCAAAUUUCUCGCAGCCCAACCAUGCAGCUGGACGCCAUUAGCAUCUUGAGCGCCCAGGAUAAGCAGCAGAUUAGUGAUUGGAAUUCCGGGGUCGUUCUGGGCAAGCCGCGGUGUAUGCACGACCUGAUCUACGACUCCUGUAUGAGUUCCCCUGGACAUCCCGCGGUUCAUGCGUGCGACGGCAGCUUCACGUAUAGCGAGCUCCUACAAUUCUCUCGCGCGAUUUCAGGCCAACUUCGGUCCCUCGACAUCGGGGCCGAGAGCAUCGUAGCUAUCUGCAUGGAGAAGACCCGAUGGCUGCCUGUCGCCGUCUCUGGCGUGUUGAUGGCCGGAGCCGCCUUCGUCCUGCUCGACCCGACCUUCCCCACCCAGCGCCUCCGGGGGAUGUGUCAAGAGACCGGGGUUCGGGUCGCUCUAUCGUCCCCGACCACAUACAGCAAGUGCCGGGACCUCGCCCGGGAUGUCAUCGCACUGACCGAAGAAACCGCAAGCCGACCCGGUACGAGUUGGAAAUUACCAGCCGUGAGCCCUCGCAACGUGAUGUACGUUGCCUUCACCUCUGGCUCCACGGGUGCCCCAAAAGGGGCCCCAAUCGAGCAUGGCAUGUGCUGGUCCACUUACGAAGCGUACCGCAACGCUCUGUCGCUGUCAGGCGCCUCCCGUGUCCUCCAUUUUUCAUCACUCGCUUUUGACGCCGCUGUGUUCGAGCUCGUGGGCACACUGGCUGCGGGGGCCUGUGUCUGUAUUCCAUCGGAGGAGCAGCGUUUGAGUCAUUUGGCUGGGGCCAUCACAGAUCUUGGCGUUGACUGGGUCAUGCUAACGCCAUCGGUGGCCCGCACUCUUUCGCCGGCCGAAAUCCCCUCUGUGCGCACCCUAGUCCUCGCUGGGGAGCCGGUGAUGCCCGCUGAUCUGCAAUCGUGGUGCGGAUAUGUUCGAUUGCUCGGGGUCUAUGGCCCAGCGGAGGCCAGCAUUUUCACCACGAUCACUGCAUUUCCCCGGGAAGACUGUGACGCGACGAAUGUUGGAAGAUCCGGAAAUAGCACCUGCUGGGUGGUCAACCCGGACAAUCACAACCAACUUCAACCUGUCGGGGCGGUGGGAGAGCUGGUCAUUGCUGGUCCCAACGUUGGACGAGGCUAUAUCAACCGGCCCCAACAAACCCGGGCAUCCUUCAUCCAGAAUCCCUCUUGGGUUGCGGAUUUCCCCGUCGCCCGGGAUACCCGGAUGUACAAGACCGGAGAUCUGGUGCGCUACCAUCUCGAUGGCACCUUGCAGAUCCUUGGCCGGAAAGACGCGCAGGUGAAGCUUCACGGGCAACGGAUCGAGCUGCGAGAGAUUGAGAUUUGUGCAGAGCGUUCGAUGCCCGGAAUGACGGCGGUGGCCGAUCUCAUCGCGCUUCCUCAUCCUAGGAUUAUUCUGUUCCUUGCAGAGAGGCGCCAGUCCUUCUGUGCUGACCGGGCUCAUCGCUGUGACGACUGCACUGCAUCGUUCGUCCUGCCUACGGAUCCAGUCCAUGGGCAAAGAGCCGCCAUCCUCUCCCACCUUAGCCAGGUCCUACCGACGUACAUGAUUCCAUCGAUCGUGCUCUCUUUGGAGUACUUUCCACUCACUCCCUCGGGUAAGAUAAAUCGCCGAUUGCUACGGGAGGAGGCAGGCAAACUCGGCCAGGGGAUUUCCGACUGGGGUUUAACCCCGCCGGUGCUGAAGCGAGAACCAGGGAGCGAUAAAGAGCGACUGGUUCGUGACAUAUUCGCAGAGGUACUUGCCUUGGACAAGAACGCGAUCCGGAAUGACGACAGCUUCUUUACGCUCGGUGGAGAUUCCAUCUCGGCCAUGCGGGCUCUCAACUUGUGCCGAAAGGCGAACCUGCUUCUUCAGAUGUCAGAAUUCCUCGUCUACAAUUCUAUUUCUCUCUUCUGCCAAAAUGCCAGGUCGGUCGACUCGCCUGUGGAGCACGCCCAGGAGCAGCCUGGGCUACCUUUCCGAUUAAGCCCUAUCCAGUGCAUGUUCACGUCCCUUCCUUCCGCUAGUGACAAGAGGUUCAACCAAAGCUUCUUCCUUCGAGUCAAGCAGGGCUUCAGCCUGUCUGACUGGCGCCACGCCCUCAAGCAGGUCGUGCGCCACCACUCGAUGCUUCGAGCCCGACUGCUGCCAGAUGAUCGUGAGCAGGUUAUCACAUCGGACAUAGAGACAUCCUUUCGUAUGUCCAUGCAUGAUGUCGAGGAGAUCGGGGCCAUCUCAACAAUAGCAGAAGCGUCUCACUCUGCGCUGAACAUCCGGACCGGUCCAGUAAUAUCGUUGGACAUCAUACAUGUGAACAGAGACGAGCAAUAUGCACUCUUCAUCGGACACCACCUGGUCGUGGAUCUGGUGUCCUGGAGAUUCCUGCUAAGCGACAUUCAAGACCUUCUCCAAGGCAAGCCAUUGCCACUUACACUCCCAUAUUCAUUCCAGUGGUGGGUGUCUCAUCAGAGGACACACAGUCAGGGCCAUGUGGAGCCCAAGGAUGUGUUGCCGUUUGAUGUACAUUGCGCUGAUUACAAUUACUGGGGCUUUUCAGCUGAGUGGAACACGUUCGGUGAAACGUGCAGUCGGGAAUUUCUGUUGGAUGAGACCACAACCGCAGCUCUUGUGGAAUCCGCCAAUACAGCAUUGGGCUCACACCCCCAAGAGCUCUUCCAAGCAGCCCUCCUACACUCAUGGGCGAAGGUUUUCCCAGACCGCAAGACUCCGACCAUCUUCACCGAAGGCCAUGGCCGGGAGCCCUUCGAUCCUGCUAUUGACCUGUCCCGGACGGUGGGCUGGUUCACGACCAUGCGGCCUUGCACGGUGGAAGUCUGCGAAAGUAUGGGUUUGCCCGAUCUUGUCCGCUGUGUGAAAGAUACUAGCAGAAGCCUCCCUGGAAACGGUCUGCCCUACUUCAGUGCACGAUAUCUCGACCCCAGGUGUAGGGAGGCCUUUUCCGGCCAUUCCCCGGCCGAGGUACUAUUGAAUUAUGCCGGCCGCUACCAGCAGUUGGAAAGCGACGAUUCCAUUUUCUCCGCUCCCACUUGGAAGCCAGACCCAAAGUUGGAUGUUGCCCACGACCUUCCUCGAUUCGCUAUAUUCGAUGUGGUGAUCGAAGUUGCCCAUGGGCGGCUGCACGUCUCGGUCUGGUAUUGCAAGCACACGCGUCGGCGGGAGGCGAUUCAGCGCUGGAUUCGCGAGUAUCAGCGGUCCCUCUGUGAGGUUGCGGAGGAGUUAAGCAAUCUCACCCGGCGAUUGACACUGAGCGACAUCCCGCUGGCCCGGAUGACGUACGACCAACUGGACGCACUUGAUCGCGAGAUCCGACUGCGACUCGAUAUCCCUUCCGUAUCUUCCAUCGAGAGCAUCUAUCCUUGUUCCAAGGCUCACGCUGGACUCAUUCAUGGUCUGACGGGAACGGCCGCCAGCCAUGCCGUCCGCUCGAUUUGGGAGAUCAAAUCCCCGAUAGUCCUUGAUGCCCAGGCCGUGGCAGACGCCUGGCUUCGACUGAUUAGAAGGCACACCAUUCUACGGACGAUUCUCGUGCGUUCUCCUGGCGAUGGACGGAUCUUCCAUGUGGUCUUGAAAGACCCGCGGACAGACGUCCAAGUUCUUCCAUGCUCUGGUGAUAUCUCAUACGAACGCUUCCGGGACCUGCCGCGCCUCUUGUCUUGGGAGACCUCGCCGGCCCACCGGUUCGCCGUGACCCAGACGUCUGACAGGCGGAUACUUGCUUUACUAGAAUCAGGAAAGGCCUACAUUGAUGGUAUGUCGCUGUCGAUCCUGCAGCAGGAGCUGUGUCUCGCGCUGCGUGGAGAGCUCCCCAGGUCCAGCGGGCCCUUAUAUUGCAAGUACAUCGCCCAUCUCACACAGCAACCCAGCCGGGAUACUCAGUCCUAUUGGGAAACUGCCUUGAAGGGGAUGCGGCCCUGCUUGUUCCCAUCGUUGGUGGUGAAUCACCCACCGGAGAGUCCAGUCGCCAUGCACACUCUCCGCUCAGCCUUACCACAGCCCGACCGGCUCAAUUCUUUCUGGCGGUCCACUGGCCUGACCGUGACCAACAUCUUCCAGCUGGCCUGGGGGCUCGUUCUCCAACAAUACUGCCGUUCCCCAGACGUAUGCUUCGGGUCCUUGGUGUCGGGCCGCGACAUCCCCAUGCCUGACAUCGCCCAGAUCGUGGGGCCCUGUUUCAAUGUCCUUCCGUGUCGUCUCGUGCUGGAUGCCAACCGGAACGUCGUGGAGUGGCUUCGCCAGAACCAAGCUGAGAUGGAGCGCCGCACCGAGCAUCAGCAUUGCUCGGUGCCAGACACCCUACGCUCCGCCGGGUUCGGCGAUGCGCAGGCCUUCAACUCCUGUUUGAGCGUGCAGUCUCCGUUGUCCGUCCAUUCCGCGCAGAUCGAGUUUCAAUUGUUGGAGAAUCAUGAUCCGACCGAGUUUGACCUCUGCGUGGCGGUUUUCUGGUCGUCGGGCCAGGUGGAUGUCCAUCUGCGAUACUGGGAGUCUGUUUGUACGGAUGAACAGGCGGCGCAGGUUCUGCUUUGCUUCGUGCGAGCUGUCUCUUUCAUUGUGGACUACUCCCAGGAGACCCUGCGCGUAUUGUCUCUUGCACUUUCCGGCUCAGGCUCCCCUGUGUCUUAG